This is a messenger RNA of Oreochromis aureus, 6988 nucleotides long. RefSeq names its product nuclear receptor subfamily 6, group A, member 1a (gene nr6a1a). Bases 371 to 1849 code for a protein of 492 amino acids. The transcript has 12 exons. The record is from RefSeq and is a predicted model, not a curated record. NCBI's taxonomy places the organism in Eukaryota, Metazoa, Chordata, Actinopteri, Cichliformes, Cichlidae. Gene Ontology annotation, biological process: regulation of DNA-templated transcription. Gene Ontology annotation, molecular function: zinc ion binding; sequence-specific DNA binding; DNA-binding transcription factor activity.
CAGUCAUCCAUCACUUGGUUUCUCUGAGAAUUAUACUUCAACAGGAGUUUAAUCAGACGUUCCUCCUUCUACCAGACACACAUUUUGGAAGCUGCUGCUGUCCACCCUCCUCGAGAUCCGUAAACGCACCAUCGGUGGGGGGUGUGGAUCCUUGCUGACUGGAAGCAGGAGGGUCAAAGCAUGGGACCGCGGUUCGAGUACUGAGGCAGUCAAGCUAAACACGGCGACCAAAGCAGCGCCAGCUUCACUUUAGACCGAAUCGCCGGUGCUGUCAUCCCGCCCCUUCACCCCUACGCGCGUGGUUCUUUCUCCGCGGCGCGAAGGGGCGACGUCGGACUCGGGCUGACUCGGGUUCAGUCCAUGAAGGAGGAUGGAGAUACAGAAGAGGACGAAUGGGUUCGACUACCCGGAGAGAAACGACGCCAAGCCAGUAAACGGUUUUUACAGUGAUCAUCAGCUUGAAACUGAGCACAACAACAGCAUGGAUGCAGUCGGGGAAAAUAACCUAGAUGAUCCAACUGACCAGCGUACUUGCCUUAUCUGUGGAGAUCGCGCCACAGGCCUGCACUAUGGCAUCAUCUCCUGCGAGGGCUGCAAGGGCUUCUUCAAGCGCAGCAUCUGCAACAAGCGCGUGUACCGCUGCAGCCGCGACAAAAACUGCGAGAUGUCACGCAAGCAGCGCAACCGCUGCCAGUACUGCCGCCUGCUCAAGUGCCUUCAGAUGGGAAUGAACCGUAAAGCAAUCAGAGAGGACGGCAUGCCUGGAGGGAGGAACAAAAGCAUUGGGCCUGUGCAGAUAACAGAGGAGGAGAUCGAACGGAUCAUGUCGGGCCAGGAGUUCAAGGAGGACGCCCCGGAGCACACCUGGGGCAACAACGGCGACAGCGACCACAGCUCGCCAAGCAACGGCGCCUCGGAGGGCAACCAGCCGUCGCCUGCCUCCACUCUGUCGUCCAAUCGCUCCGCUGAAAUGAACGGCUACACAGCAGCCCUGCGGGACCAGUACAUUAACACCUCCAUGCCCACGCAUUACCAGCUCCUGCCUCACCUGUUCAGCUACGCCGCCCAGUCUGGCCUGCUGGCCUCUCAGCCCCGCAACCUCUACCCACAGUCCCACCCUCUGGUGCAGCAGCUGGUGGCUGCUGAAGAGCUGACCCCUCUGACCACUCCAAUGCUUAUAGAAGAAGAGUACAAAGUAACACAAGUGGAGCUGUUUGCUCUGCUGUGCCGUCUGGCAGACGAGCUGCUCUUCCGCCAGAUCUCCUGGAUCAAGAAGCUGCCCUUCUUCUGUGAGCUCUCCAUAGAGGACUACACCUGCCUGCUCAGCUCCACCUGGCAGGAGCUCAUCCUGCUCUCCUGCCUCACUAUCUACAGUGGCCAGAUCUUUGGAGAGCUGGCUGACAUCACCGCAAAGUACACGCCAUCUGACGACGAGCUUCAGGGAUUCAGCGAGGAUGGGAUGGAAGUAAUGGAGAGGUUGAUCAUUCUGUUUCGCAAACUCCACCAUUUAAAGAUCAGCAAUGAGGAGUACGCCUGUAUGAAAACCAUCAACUUCCUCAAUCAAGAUAUCAGAGGACUGUCCAACAUCUCCCAGCUUGAGCAGCUGAAUAAGCGCUAUUGGUGCGUGUGUCAGGACUACAUUGAGUCCAAGUACCCACUGCAGCCUAAACGCUUCCCUGAGAUCAUGAUGUGUCUGCCGGACAUCCGCUGCAUCUCAACAAAGCUGGUGAACGUCCCUCUGGAGCAGCUCCCUCUGCUGUUCAAAGCAGUCUUGCACUCCUGCAAAUCCAGCCUGACCAGCUACAGGACCGGCCCGUCGCCCUGCGUGACCGCCUCCACCGGAAACUAAACCCUCCCCGACACCCGAGUCGAGGACUGGUCUCCCCUCUUGUGAAUGUGACAAGCAGCUAGUUUGUUUUUUGUAACUUUUUUCUUUAUAUAUUUAUUACACGACAGAGCUGAAUGUAUGCUGAUUUACACUGUGCACAUGCUUCUGUACAAAACAAAUGCUCGUAGAUGCAUUGGUCUUUGGAGUUUACAAGCAUGUAUCCAUUUUGCUCCAUGUGUCAGUGUUGCCAUUGUUAGAGCUAGACUUUAAAAGAGUUUAUUUUAUACAGAUGGGGCGCCUAGGCAUGCGCGACGAGUGUUUUGAGACUACCUCAGGAAGAUGUUGUUGCUAUUUUCAGGUACCUUUUCUUACUGUUAAAUGAAGAAAAGGUCUAAACCAGUCUAAACCAAAACCCUGUGGAUGCUUUGGUACCUCAAUCAGAGAUGAAUGUUCAAAGAAGCUGCAUAAAUCAGUCUGAAAAACAGUUUUUUGUUACACUGAAAAUGCAAAAUGAAUUAGCAAAAGUACUCUCAGACAUCCUACUUUUAGGAGGCGGUCUUGUCAAUUUAACAUUCCAUGAGUUAAGGUGACAGUUGUUGGAUCUGUGGGAUCAUUGAAUAGGAGCAUACGGGUAUUUUUUAACAAUCAUAGACUAGGGAUGUAUGGCUUUAUUGCAGGGGAAGGGGCGGAUAGCUAGGUUUGCUGUUUUUCUUUUUAUUAUGUUUCUCUCUUGACCAAAGUGUUAUGCAAAGACUAUAUCAAGCGCCCGCUGAUGGGUAGGGAGCUGACAGCUCAACAAAACCCUUUUCUUAUCCAUGAAGGAUGAGGAUAAGAAAUGAAUCAGUCUGUUUCAGAGGCAAGACGCUCUGCAGGACAGAAAAGUUCCACAUUUCAUUGCAAACAUGCGCGUUUUCUCGCGUGCACACAUAUGCACAGAGCAGACAUGAUGGCUCUCGUUUUUUGCUCUUCAUUGCCAAGGAAGAUGGUGCACUUUCGCUUGCUCUCGACACAGCAUAUCUGGCUGUAUGUGAUUAAAAAUGUGCGAGCUUCACGGGUGAAAGCGAUAUACAUCGAUCAGCCACAACAUUGAAAUAUCGGGGAAGUUUCUGAUGUAUUGGGACAUUUGGGUCUGUCAGCCCAUCUGUGGUCUCUGGCAGUGGCUCAUGUCAUGGAUAACGCUUCCUGCAGACUGAAUUUUGAGCUUGGUUCGAUUUGAGGACAAACCACGCUUUCCCAUAGUCCUGGGGGAGACAGUUGGUACUGGGGCAUGCCAUCAUUUUUAACAAACACCACUUUACUGAUAACCCAAGCUUAGGGUUGGGUUUUUGCUUUACUCACAAUUGAAACAGGCCCAUAAAUUUUAAUUUUAAUACAUUUUAGCCUUGGGGAAGGAUUUUUAUUUGGGUGGUUGGAUGUUAUUGUAACCCUAACCCUAUAUGGGUUGGCUCCACAUUAAUCCCGGCACUCAAGCUCUCCCAGCAGAGCUUUGCAUAGAAACAAAGUAACGAUUACUUUUCUCUUCACCUGUCCGUGGUUUUAAUGUUGUGGCUGCUUGGUGUUGCCCAUCUUAGUGGAACCCACUGAAACCAACCAUUUAAAAAAUCAGUGUUUAUUGAUCGAUCAGUUUUGCUUAAGAGGUUAAUUUCGAUUUUUCAAACCAGUUGUUGAAUUUCAAAGUUCUAUUGGCCAGUUUUGAAUGGCAAUCAAACGUUUUUAGAUGUAGAAUGUAAAUCAGACCACACUUGGUUUCCACGGGCAUCAGACCGCGUGGACAUCCAGCUACGGUCCGACUGUUUUUAAAUGAGAUGAAAGUGAAAAUACCAUUUAUGCAGAACUGGCUUAAAGUUGAACAUCUAAUCACUUUAAUCCAGCCGUAAGUGGACUCGGUGUGAUCGACUAGGGCUUUACCUCAAUCAGUUUAGGCCAGGUUUGGAGAAUUUUAGGGGAUGUACCCCUGGCUUGCAUACCCACAGAUAUGCACGUUGUUUUAAAAAGUGUAGCCAUAGAGAAAUGGUCUUUAUUUUUAAAGUGUGAGAUGAUCUUUUCUGACCACUUGAAGUGUCUUUUCUGGCAACUUCACGAUUUGCGUCAUUUGAAAUGCAGACAAAAUGCAGUCCCCGCAACAACUCCCUUUUUUGCACACGACAGUGAGGUUUGGAGACCUUAACCCUUGAUCUUGGCCACUGCCCACCCAAUGUGUUCCUCUCUCAGGUCCCUGCUGACCUGGAUAUAUACAGGGUAAAGUGAGUGUUAUGUAUUGCAUUCAGGAGUUCGUCAGUGACCAUACUGAUGUACUUGUAGUAUUAGUAGAUGUAGCUUCCAGGACAUUGUAGGUCCUGUUGUAGAAAGGUGUUUUUGUUUUUUGUUGUUUCAACUUUAUUUCCCUCAAGGUCCCCACCCCACCCACACUCCCCUUCAUUCAGGGAAAGUAGAAUUAGUUUGCAGGGCAGGUUUUGUAAAACUCUCAGCAUUGAUGACGGACGAAGCAAAAGGCAUCUUUCCAAUGUCACGGCUUCCCUCCCAUUGUGCGCAGCCCUAACAAAACCACCAGUCCAAUCCAGCGUUCCUUCUUGAAAUGCUUCAGUUAGCCUCUUUUUGUCUUUUGAGUUUUUUGAAUGUUUUAAUGUACCUUUUGUAGUUUAUAAUUAAGAAUGUCUUUUUAGCUUUUUUGGGUUUGAUUUGGAGUGAAGACAACACCUAUCAUUUUCUAAACUUUGGCUGAUUUCUUCAUUAUUGUUGUUGACGUUCACUUGUUCACUGUGUUCAUUAAAGAAAGUAUUACUCAGGCUUUGUCAGCAAUGCUUUACAUGCAUGCUGCUGACAUUUUGGAUCUGUUUCUGUAAUCUUGGAAUAAGUUUAAACCUCAAAUGUUGUGCUGUGGAGCCGUCUCUGGAGACAAAAGCCUCAUGUUCAUCCAUCAGGUGACCAGCACACCACACAGGGGUAGGGUUACGUUUGAGUCACGUGCCAGACGAGCACAGUUUGAUAAACUCUUAGGUUCCAAAGUUAAUCUUUGGGUGGAAUAGAUGUGAACCUAACCGUUACCAUGGUAACCAGGUUACCAUGCACCUGAUCACCGGUGAACCACUUGGGUCCACAUUUUCAGAAAGUCUAAGAUGUUUAAAUUCUUCAGUUUUGUUUCAGGUGUUUCAGGUUGUAUAAAAACAGCUCGACCAAACCCUGAUCCUCCACGGGUCGCUGGCUAACUGCUGGAUGUUCAGAUUUUGCAGAGAUGAACAAAUCCAUUUAAUGUUGCCUUUAGCGGUGCUGAAAUGUUUGGCUUUUAGCUUGAGAUAGCUGCCUCCCUCCCAAACAACUGAUAGUGUUAUGUUUUAAAAAAAAUCUCCUUCAUUGGCUACAUGUAGAGGCAGCAUUCCUCCACAUGUAUUAACUCUGAAAACAUUAAACCAAACUAUCUGACAAUAUUACAUUAUCAUGUAGCUUUGGUGAACCAACCCUUUAGAUCACAAUAUCUCAGGACACGUCUAUGUACCAAAGGUCUCAGUGUGAUGAAACGGUUCAAAUCCCCUUAAACGCUGCUCAGAGACCCUGUCAGACUGUCCCAUGUGUCUGUGCAACACUGCCAGAAAAACAGCAAAAUGACUGGAGGAAUGCACUGAUCACACUGAGAUCUGACAGUGGAGCAGGAUCUGAGGGGUUUCUCCUUUAAUGUGAUGCCAAACAAUAUCUGCUUAUCAACAGUGAAUCCCACUGCAGCCACCUUUACUGGCAGCACUCUCACUUGUUAAACGUUACAGUUUGAUACACGCACGCUGGUGUUCUUUUUUUCACUUCCUGUGUUUGUAUUGGUUGUGUGCAGACAAAGGGAUGUGUCAUUUCUAAACUACCUCUGUAUUUUUCACAGUGUUACUAAUGUCAAACACGUGUUUUUCUUAUUUAUUGGUUUCAUAACACCAAUGUUUUUGUUGACCUUACAGAGGCAUGUGAACCACCAACACUUGUUUUCUUCUUCGUUGCCUUGUAUUCCUCUCUACCUCAGGUACUUUUAGGGACCCUCUUCCUCCUUUCUUUCUUUUUUUUUAAAUGUGCUGUUUCAUGUUAAAUUAGCGUCAUCUUAUAUUUCACUCCUACCCUGUUAUCAAAAAUCACAUACCAAAGAUGAAAGAAUGUCAAUGACAAUGUCAGUGCACUGAUUAAGCAUUCAUGUGAUAUGUUCUGGCUGAAGUUAACCAGUGUUGCAUUUUUCCAUGUUGACCUUAUCCAAAUAUGCCUCAUUAUCUGUUGAAUGGCUGUUUGCUGAAUUCGCCAUACCAUGAUAUGCCUGUGUGUGUGUGUGUGUGUGUGUUUGAUUGUUGUUCGUUGGUGAAGCAGAUAACACACUCAGUAUUAUACCCCAGCAGCCGGUGCUGCAUGUGAUCAGUUGUCAAUCGCAGGAUGUAACCGUGGUCAGGCUGACACUUCCUCCUGUUUACUCACUCGUGUAACCGUAACACUGUGACCACAGAUGGACGGACCGCUGUGGUGUGAGCACUGGGGCUGGACACAGGACGACACCCAGGCUCAGCCUUUAAAGUCGCUGUCCUGUUGUUAAUGGCCUUUAACGCCAUCAACUCAUUUGUAAGUGAGACGUUCAAAAGACUCACUUUCCCACAGAAACAGCUUGUAUUCACCACACUUUCUAUAGAAUGCUCGUCCACUCCCUCUAGUUUUUAUCUAAUUUGCUUUCCCUUGUAACUAGAAGAACAGGAAAGUGGGUGUGGCUUCUAAACCAGAGCCAGAGAUGACCAUUUUAGGGAUUCCUGUUCAAACUGACUUCAUACAUGUUGGUGGGCCUGAAGCAUUGUGUUUUUACGCAUACACACACACAUAUAGACAUUUAGGCCCAUAUUGCUUGUCCUGGAUGGAGCACCAUCCCCUAAUUCCCUGUAACUGAAAACACUAUAGACAGAACAGCAGGUGUCCAGCUGUCAGAGCUUUGUUACAGGCACACGAGGAGCACACCGGCAACAUAUCUCAGGGAACAAAUGGAUUCAUACACAGUCAUCAGAAACUGAAACGCCAUUUAUGUUUUUUCUCUUCAGAAAUCUCUUGUCUGCUCUUGUUACUUUAACUACCUGUGAAGAAUGUGAUCCAUUAUGUGUUAAAAGCAUGUUUAGAAUGUGUUAGGACUUGAAACAAAAUAAAUGUGAACAUAAUGCA